AUCAGAAUCAGCUGUAAGUAAUUUAUAAUUUGUUCGACAACAAAACAUUUUUUUUAGACGCGUAUUCAAUUUUUACUUUUUUCUGUAAUGGCUGCUGUGGAACAAGAUUUCAAUGAUUUGCUGGACAACAUAUUUUUAGCAGAAGACAAUAUAGUGAAAGAGAGUUACCAGGAAGGCUUAGAAGUGGGUCGUGCACGUGGGGAGAAAGAAGGUUAUGAGCUGGGCUACAAGAAAGGAUUACGACUUGGCAAGGAAUUAGGUGAAAUUUACAGCAGUGUUGUGGCACAACAAAAACACACUGAAAACGUUCAACAUGCGUUACAACAAUUACGUACGAGUAUAGAUCAGUUUCCACGUGAUAAUAAUGCCGAAGCUGAUAUAAUUGGCAUGGUGGAGGAUAUACGCAAUCAAUACAAACGUGUGCGUGUGUUGACGGCAGGCAAGGUUGGAAAGACAACUAAAAAAGUAGAAAACAACAGCAGUAGUAGUGGUGCGACAGAGAAAGCCAAAGAUUUUUCCUUUUAAAAAUUAUAAAAACUAAUGGACACGAUUCCGAUUACUUGGGCGGAGGGGUAAAAGUCCAUAUGCAUGGAAAGAUUGCUGAUAGCGAAUUGCUCAUAUUUGCUUAUUAUAAUAUGGCAGCGCUCCAUUUCCUCAUAAUUGUUAGCGCAUAAAUGAUGCUCACUACGAGUGUAAAAAGUAAUUUUUAAAAUAAAGAUUUCUUAGGUAAAAACCCCACAAAAAGUGAAAAAUGUGGAUGUAUUUAAAGCUUAGUACGCAGCUCUCAAGAAACGUAAAAACUUCAUAUAAAAAAACGCUUAAGAAACGGUCAAGAAACUUUCCUGCGAUAAAUUUACUUGUGCUAGUACGCAGCUCUCAAGAAAUCUAGUACUAAUUUUUAAUAUUUUUUUUCAAUAAAAUGCGAAUAUGGCAAACCUGGUUUUGUGAAGAAACAUGAAA
This is a messenger RNA of Bactrocera dorsalis (oriental fruit fly), 960 nucleotides long. Its product is annotated as protein LTO1 homolog. The transcript has a single exon. The record is from RefSeq and is a predicted model, not a curated record. NCBI's taxonomy places the organism in Eukaryota, Metazoa, Arthropoda, Insecta, Diptera, Tephritidae. The coding region runs from base 88 to 525 and encodes 145 amino acids.